CUCCUUCGUGGAUGCUCUGUCAGAGAAAAAAUACACAUCAAAUUCCAAAUUUAAAACUGAUGUCUGUCAGUCGCUGUUGCGAAACAAUAGUGACGGCACGUUUUGAUACAGAAAAUACUUAUUGAUUUGUGUAAAAAUGCCCGAGAAUGUGUUGCCGAUGCUGCCGAAGAUACCGCAGAGUCCCGCGCCGGUGGCCCGCGCCGGGGCCGGCGACAUAUCGGAAAGGGAGCUGUCCCGGGAGAGGCAUAACAUGCAAACACCGCCCACUAGAGUCCAGCCCGCGCACCCUAAGAAGCAGCUGUUCUCUGUGCCCGUCAACAAGUUUACCGGCAAGCCUGGCGCGCCUAGUGGCAACCUGGCACGCCUGCGCAGCUGCCUGGACGAGUACUGCCUUGCCACGCCUGCCAGGCCGGCGCCUGCGCCGCGCCUCAGGCCCAAGGCGAUCUCCAUGGAGGACCUUACUCCGAAGAAAAGCAAGACUCGAAGGAAUGAGAAGAGCCUGUCAACGGUGAAGUCCCCGGGGGUCCGCACGCUGGCGCAGGAGGAGGCGGCGGCGCGCGUGGCUCGGUUCAUGGUGGUGUGCGCGUGGCGACGCCGCCGGCACGAGGUGCGCUGUCUGCGCCGCACGCUCGAGUGCCAGGUUUCGUGCUCGGAGCGGCUGCGUAUGCAGGUGGCCACCCUAAAGAGCCUGCUGGACGGAGACAACUGCAAGCUGCGGCUCGCCAUGCGGGAGCUGGAACGCCUCAAGCAGCUGCUGCGGGACAAGGACGUAGAGAAGGCGCUGCUGGAACGGGAAAAAAGUGCUCUCGAACAUGACGUGUGCGCCGCUGAAGACCAAGCGAGCGAGAUGAGCGUUGGGUGGCGCAACUGCCGCAACGAGCUGGAAGGCGCGCGCGCGGCCGCCGCCGUGAGCGAGCACGCGCUGUCGCUGGAGCGCGCCGCGCGAGAUGAGGCGCGCGCGCAGCGGGACCACGCCUACCACAGGUUGUCGAUGAUAGAGGAAGAGCUGUCGCAGCACGAGGCGUUGCUGUCGCAGGCGGAGGCGGAGGCGGCGGCGCUGCGGCACCAGCUCGACGAUAAGGCGCGCCAGCUCGACGAAGCCCAGCACCGACUGCGCCUCGAGACAGAGGCCCGCGAGCGCGUAGCCGAGGAAUGUGGUUCUUUGAGCGUGCGCGUGUCAGACGCGGCGCGGGAGACCGAAGCCCUGCGCGGGGACGUGCGCGCCCUGCGAGACCAGCUGCGGGCCGUGGUGCUGCAGCUGCGGGACACUGAGGAGCAGCUGGCCUGGUGGCCGCGCCCGCUCACCAGGAUGCUCGGUGCGGCGCGUUGGUUUUUCCGGCAGCCAUUAUCGUUGCCGCACGCGGCUCGCUGCUUGCUGCUUCCCGCGCGGCAUGGCUGCUGACGAAGGACCGAGGGUACCUCCCUGUGGAACCCCUAAUUUAGCCUACCUUGACAACGCCUUUAUAUAUCAUAUUUUGAAAACCCAUAAAAGUCUAAACGAAAUAUUCGAAUGUCAGCUAUCAAGCUUUUUUUGUUCUACUGUGUAAAACAAACAAUAAAACUUGUGGUAUCUCUGCAAUAUGAAUUCAAAAGCCACACCAGAAUCCAAUAAUGAUUGAGCAAAAAUUCAGCUUGCAGUAAGAGAUUUUUUUAAAUGGUUGUUUGUGAAAGUAGGCGCAGGAAAGUAAGUAAUAGUUUUGACAACUUUAAUGAUCUCGGUAAGUAUUUUCUCGUAUAUUUAAUGAAUUAUGUUAUAAAUUAUUUACAGAUGUUUUGUAGGGAUAUUGUAAGUUUCUUGAUAAGUUUGCGUUUAGAAGUUGUAAGUCAUUUUAUUGUUUAGAAUAAAUGUGUAAAAUUA
Molecule: messenger RNA, 1858 nt
Organism: Chilo suppressalis (striped riceborer)
Lineage: Eukaryota; Metazoa; Arthropoda; Insecta; Lepidoptera; Crambidae
Source: the annotation of a GenBank genome assembly